GCGGGUCUCUCGAUAUGUCCUUACAGCCUGUGCAAUGCAUUCCACGCGCUCCCUAUCCAUCCAACGUUUGCACAUUGCGAGGGGUGAACGCGUUUUUGCAAAGCGUCUAUCCGCGAGAGAACUGCUGAGAAACCGAGAGCGAACUUUUCAUCCCCUUUCGAUUUCUACCGCGUGAUUACAGCUAUGGGCCAUUCUCGCGCUUUGUGCUCUCCAGCAGCACCAAACGGAUCGCAGGAAGGAAAGCAGGCAGGCACCCAUGUAGAGGCUAUAGUUAUCCGAAGGGUGCGUUGUAUUUUCCCGUGGGUCGUGUCAGCGCCACUAGAGCGAGAAAGUUUUCCGCGAGUUGCAAAAAUUGCUUUCCUAAAAUUGGAACUUUUGAUUAGGUUUUAGUUUUUUUUACGAACAAUGGAUAGAAAUUGAGUUGGCGGUGAAUACCACGAGAACUGUUGUGUGACGGCGAAAAAAGGGGCGUAUAAUUGUCAGACAGCGUGGACUUUUUUUGAGUGUUAUCAAUGCAGUGACAAUACUCCUAUUAUAUUUGGUGCCUGUAAAAACUAGAAACAUAAAAUUGUACUAUUAUCUAUUGGAAGUAGUCGUUCAAAUACUCUCCACAGUGAUUGCUUUGAUGGUUUCAAAUACGGUCCGACAUUACUCUGUGUGUUUGAACCAAUUGUGAUGCUUAUCGAGAAGUACACGAGAGCUGAAAAUGUUUCAAUUUUGUAUCAACUAGAACCAAACCGCUUGGCUGGCUGCGGUCAGCUAUCGGAGUUUAGUCUUUAUCCAAACGUGGCGCAUGAAAUAUCGUCGUCGUGAGUAAUUAACCGUGCAAUAGUUACCAUAGCAAGCGGUGCAAACGAGAGGAAAAAAAUGUCACGCAGACGAUACAUUUGCAUUCAAUCACGGAUUGCUUGGACUGUGUAGAACGUUUUGAAGAAGGCGAAGGUGAUAGUUCCGGAUUUCCCACGUUACAUAAGUCUAGUGACAUUUUGGCGGAGGCUCACCAUAUUUAAUAACACUAGAAAUCGAUUACCUCACAAUUGGAAGCAUAAUUAGGAAAAAUCACAUCAUCAGGACGAAUGUGAAAUGAGAACAUGCUCUAAUUACGAGCCACUAGAUGUCCGCCCACAUUCCCGUUGUCUUCUCUGCCAUCCAGUUGUCUGAAUUGGGAUUCUAAAUAGCAGCAGACAACCACAUCGUGUCAUCGAUAAUCCUCAACAUUUAUUCGCAAAAAAGAGAAAGAAAGCUGAGACUGAACCUCAUAAUACAAACCCACAUUUGAAAUGCAUCGAUCAUGAGAUUUCCCAAGGUAUCGCCGAAAAAGUGUUUCUUUCUUGUUUUAUGUUUCGCCGUUCUUGUGCUGCUAGUUUUCAAUUUAAGGGAGCUAAAUAGCAAAUCAACACAUCCCAUUUAUAAUCGCGAUGAGUACCAGGUGGAGUACAACAAUCACGUUAAGGAUGAUGCCUCCAGAACAACCGAGAUGCUCGGCCGACUGGACCUAUCGGAUCGCGACGGCGAUCAACCGAACGAUCAAAUCCAACCGGAUGACCCGUCACUCCACGGGAUGAACGGAAUCAGCUACAGCGAACGGCCCUGGUACUUCUCCAAUGGGGUUCGCUACCCAAAACCGGUCCGCCGCAAUCGGAAGACGAACAAACGCAUCGCCCGAUUGCUACCGUCGGAAACAGCCCGUAGCGAUCGGAUAACCAAUCAGCUGAUGUUCGUCCCGCCGAAUUACGAGGCCAUCAAACGGAAGGGGAAACUGAAAACGAUCCUGCUGUACAACGGGCUGGGACCGUGGAACGUGAAAGCUGGGCGAGAGGUGUUCUACAAUGCCAAAUGCCCGGUGUCCACGUGCAGCAUCACCUCCGCUAGGGAGAAGGCCAUCACCGCAGAUUUGAUCCUGUACAAAGACCACUACAUUCCGCCGGCUGUGCCACGAUCGGCGCACCAGAUUUACAUGAUGUAUUUUUUGGAGUGCCCCUACCACACGCAGCACGUCAAAUUCCCCGAUGUGUUCAACUGGACCGCCACUUACAGGAAGGACAGCGACGUGGUAGCUCCCUAUGAGAAGUGGGAAUACUUCGAUCCACGGAUUCGUCAGGUUGAGCAAGAUCGCAACUACGCACUGAACAAAACCCGUAAGGUGGCCUGGUUCGUGUCGAACUGCGGAGCCCGUAAUGGACGGCUCCAGUAUGCACACGAGCUCCAGAAGCACAUCCAGGUGGACAUCUACGGUGCCUGUGGGACGUACAAGUGUUCCCGCACUACAGCGGACAAGUGCUUCGAAAUUCUUGACCGGGACUAUAAGUUCUAUCUGGCGUUCGAGAACUCCAACUGCAAAGACUACAUCACGGAAAAGUUCUUUGUGAAUGCCUUAAACCGUAACAUCUUGCCAAUCGUGAUGGGAGCUCGACCGGAGGAUUACGAAGCAAGUUCCCCGCAAAAGUCCUACAUUCACGUGGAUGAGUUUGCCUCGCCGAAGGAACUGGCCGAGUAUCUGCACAUACUGGACAGGAACGAAGAGCUGUACAAUUCCUACUUCAAAUGGAAGGGUACGGGUGAGUUCAUCAAUACGUAUUUCUGGUGCCGGUUGUGCGCCAUGUUGCAUGACGAAGCGUCCUUCCAGAAGCCCAAGUGGUACGAUGACAUUAACGAUUGGUGGCGAGGUCCGGGCGUUUGCACCAACGGAUCCUGGCGAAAUUAUCGGGCUCGAAAGGACGCUAUCAGCGAAGAGUAGGACUGAGUAAAAUAAUUCAAUAAAUGUGAUUCGUUCUAAGUUUAGUUGAGCACUGUUUUUCGCUGACCAAUGUCGCAUACUAUCCAAGCGACUUUGUCUAAAUGCAGUCCAUGAACGUCGAACGAGAUACAAAGUCAAGCGGAAGGAAUUAGGAAGAAUAAAUGUAUAGUUUAGGAAUUACAACUGACUUUGUAGGAGUUUAGUUUGUUCGAAUAAUGAUGAACUGAAAACCAAAUGAAACAAUAUCGAUCUAGUCCAACUUUACCAAGAUUUGAAUUGUUAUCGACGGAGGAUCUCACAGGAAGUAGGUAUAUAAGGAGGAGCAGAACAAUCGUAUAACAAAGACACAAAUUCUAAGCCUAGUGGAAACAAUCCGACUACUACUAGUACUACAAAAAACCAAACUGGUUUACAAGCGGUCUAAAGAGCCAGUCAAGCAGAUAAUUAUAAGUCUUGUACUACUACCAAGUACUCAUUUGUGAUUUUAGUUGUAUUGGGUUCAUUGUUGUUACUUACUUUAGUCUAAUUACAUCAGUAGUUUGUACUACACACGGAUAAAUAUCACUAUCAUUCAUUUCGUUGUCAGUAUUAAUCAUGCGCAACAACUGGCAUCAUCAAUAAACCGUACUUUCUCUCUAUCAAGACGCCAGGUGAUACUUUUCUCGAAUGGCAAAAUACUGCAACAUUGAUCGCAAGAAUAUUCAGUUUAGCUAGGAGUUUACAUAUGAUUCAAAUUAGUUCAAAUUAAUAUAUGUAAUAGAAUUAGUAUAUAACAUAUUACUUCAUACAUAAGUUUGAGAGUCAAUUGUCAGAAAGGGAUAUUCAUCUUCAUAUUCGACUAAAAGCAAAUGAAUCAUAAGAAACGGCGAAGAAAUAAACACAAAAGCGCAGAAGUAAGCAAAACAAAACCAAAACGUGAACAAUGUUCGAAUAAACUUUAUGUUACUUGACGAUAUUAAUGCUAAUUUGAAGAAAAUAAAACAAACUCAAAACGAUA
This is a messenger RNA of Aedes aegypti (yellow fever mosquito), 3734 nucleotides long. RefSeq names its product glycoprotein 3-alpha-L-fucosyltransferase A (gene FucTA). The transcript is spliced from 4 exons. Gene Ontology annotation, cellular component: membrane. The record is from RefSeq and is a predicted model, not a curated record. NCBI's taxonomy places the organism in Eukaryota, Metazoa, Arthropoda, Insecta, Diptera, Culicidae. Gene Ontology annotation, molecular function: alpha-(1->3)-fucosyltransferase activity. The coding region runs from base 1292 to 2737 and encodes 481 amino acids.